Rangifer tarandus platyrhynchus (Svalbard reindeer) is the source of this 1842-nucleotide messenger RNA. The record is from the annotation of a GenBank genome assembly. Lineage: Eukaryota; Metazoa; Chordata; Mammalia; Artiodactyla; Cervidae.
AUGGCUACACGGAGCUGGCUGGACGAGCUGGCCCAGCAGGCCGAAGACGGCUCGGCCCGGCUGCAGGAAAUGCUCUCGGUCGGCCUGGGUUUUCUGCGCACCGAACUGGGCCUCGACCUGGGGCUGGAGCCGAAGCGGUACCCGGGCUGGGUGAUCCUGGUGGGCACGGGCGCGCUCGGGCUGCUGCUGCUCUUCCUGCUCGGAUACGGCUGGGCCGCGGCUUGCGCCGGCGCCCGCAAGAAGCGGAGGAGCCCGCCCCGCAAGAGGGAGGAGGCGGCGGCCGCCGCGCCGGCCCCGGCCGCUGACGACCAAGGCGUGCUGAAGAAUCUCAGGAGCGAGGAGCAAAAGAAGAAGAACCGGAAGAAAUUGCCGGAGAAGCCCAAACCAAAUGGACGGACCAUUGACGUGGCUGAGGAAGAAGUUGUCCGAACUCCUCGAGGUGUGACAGCAAAGCAGCCAAUAGAGACGGACAAGAAAAAUGAAAAGUCAAAGAAAAAUAAGAAGAAAUCAAAGUCAGAUGCUAAAGCAGUGCAAAACAGUUCACGCCAUGAUGGAAAGGAAGUUGAUGAAGGAGCCUGGGAAACUAAGAUUAGUCACAGAGAGAAGCGGCAGCAGCGUAAGCGUGAUAAGGUGCAGUCUGACUCUGGCUCAUUGGAUUCAACUGUCCCUGGGAUAGAGAGUACCACCACAGUCACCACCGAGCAACUUACAGCUGCGUCAUUUCCUGUUGGUUCCAAGAAGAAUAAAGGUGAUUCUCAUCUAAACGUUCAAGUUAGCAACUUUAAGUCCGGAAAAGGAGAUUCUACACUUCAGGUUUCUCCAGGAUUGAAUGAAAACCUCACUGUAAAUGGAGGAGGCUGGAAUGAAAAGUCUAUGAAACUCUCCUCACAGAUCAGCGCAGGUGAGGAGAAGUGGAACUCUGUUUCACCUGCUUCUACAGGCAAGAGGAAAACCGAACCAUCUGCUUGGGGUCAAGACACUGGAGAUGCUAAUGCAAAUGGAAAAGACUGGGGAAGGAGUUGGAAUGACCGAUCAAUAUUUUCCGGCAUUGCUGCUUGGUCUAGUGUGGAUAGGGGAAUGAAUACCUCUGAACAGAAUUCUGCUUCUUUUGCAUCUCUCACACUUAACUCUGCUGUUUCUGGGUCUACUGCUGAGCCAGUUUCUCAGUCUACCACUUCUGAUUAUCAGUGGGAUGUUAGCCGUAAUCAACCCUAUAUCGAUGAUGAAUGGUCUGGGUUAAAUGGUCUGUCUUCUGCUGAUCCCAGUUCUGAUUGGAAUGCACCAGCGGAAGAGUGGGGGAACUGGGUAGAUGAAGAAAGAGCCUCACUUCUGAAGUCCCAGGAACCAAUUCCUGAUGAUCAAAAAGUUUCAGAUGAUGAUAAAGAAAAGGGAGAGGGAGCUCUUCCAACCGGAAAAUCUAAAAAGAAAAAAAAGAAAAAGAAGAAGCAAGGUGAAGAUAAUGCUCUUGCACAGGAUACAGAGGAAUUAGAAACAGACGUUAGAGAGGAGCCUCCGGUGAACACCUCUAAAGUCCGUCCAAAGCAGGACAAAGCUUUUUCUCUGAAGACCAUGAGCACUAGUGAUCCAGCUGAUGCAUUAAUCAAAAAUAGCCAGCCUAUCAAGACUCUUCCACCUGCUAUUUCUACCGAGCCAUCUGUUAUUUUAUCAAAAAAUGAUUCUGACAAAAGCUCUUCCCAAGUGCCACCGAUGCUACAAGAAACAGAUAAAUCCAAGUCAAAUGCUAAGCAAAACAGCGUGCCUCCUUCACAGACCAAGUCUGAAACUAGUUGGGAAUCUCCCAAACAAAUAAAAAAGAAGAAAAAAGCCAGACGGGAAACGUGA